This is a messenger RNA of Pollicipes pollicipes, 1879 nucleotides long. RefSeq names its product glycerate kinase. Gene Ontology annotation, biological process: protein phosphorylation. NCBI's taxonomy places the organism in Eukaryota, Metazoa, Arthropoda, Thecostraca, Pollicipedomorpha, Pollicipedidae. Gene Ontology annotation, molecular function: glycerate kinase activity. The transcript has 3 exons. The record is from RefSeq and is a predicted model, not a curated record. The coding region runs from base 68 to 1114 and encodes 348 amino acids. Gene Ontology annotation, cellular component: cytoplasm.
GCGCUGUCUACGUUUACACACAGCUCUCCAACUCAGUUCGAAACAUUUGGCCUUACUAUAGAGGGAGAUGGUGCCUGCUGGACAGCGGCUGCGUCAGCUGGCAGCAGCCGCUGUGGACGCCGUGUCGCCUGAUCAGCUGGUGCGCCGCGCCCUGCAGCGGCACGACGACCAGCUGACGGUGGACGGCCGCAGCUACACGCUAAGCCGCAACGUGUACCUGGUGGGCGCGGGAAAGGCAGUGCUGGGCAUGGCAGCAGCAGUUGAGCAGCUGCUCCAUCCACACCUGGUGCGCGGCCUGCUGAGCGUGCCGGUGGGCGCGCGGCCGGCGCACCUGCUCCCCGGCAUCGAGGUGUGCGAGGGCGCCGCCGACAACCAGCCGGACGCGGCGGCGGCGCGCACAGCCGGCCGCAUCGCCGAGCUGGCGGCGGAGCUGUCUGCCGGUGACCUGCUGCUGGUGCUGCUGUCGGGCGGCGGCUCGGCACUGCUGCCGGCGCCGCGGCCGCCGCUCACCCUGCCGCUCAAGGCCUGCCUGUCGCGUCAACUGGCGGAGCGCGGCGCCUCCAUUCAGGAGCUGAACGCGGCGCGGCGCGGCCUGUCGCGCCUCAAGGGCGGCGGGCUGGCGCGGCUGGCACGGCCCGCGCGCACGCUGGCACUCAUCCUCUCAGACGUGGUGGGCGAUCCGCUGGAUCUGAUCGCCAGCGGCCCGACGUGUCUGCUGCUGGGCGGCGAGACCACGGUGAUCGUGCGCGGCGCCGGCCGCGGUGGCCGCAACCAGCAGCUGGCGCUGGCGUUCGCGCUCGAGCUGGAGCGACUGGUGCGCGAGCGGCGCCUGCCGCCGACGGCGCGCGCCGCCCUGCUCUGCUUCGGCACCGACGGCAGGGACGGGCCGACGGACGCGGCCGGCGCCGUGGUCGACCAAGCGGUGGCGGCCGACGCGCGGGCGGCCGGCCUCCGUCCCGAGCAGUACCUCGCCGACAACGACUCGUACGCGUUCUUCGCCCGGUUCCGCAGCGGCGCGCACCACAUCCUCGUCGGCCAGACGGGCACCAACGUUAUGGACGUGAUGGCGCUGGUGGUGGAGCAGCCGCCGCCGAGGGACCGGGCGGCGGGCUAGCCGUCUCCGCCUCGCGCUUGAGCGGUAUCAGCGCUGGCUGGGGCGGGGACAUGCUCCGUCGUCGGCGCGGGGCCGAGCUUGCCGCUCGGGCCACGUAUGUGCCAACUCCAGAACGCCAAUGACGCGCGACACGUUCCCGGCGUAGUCACCUGUAUCGAACUCAGGCCAGUGGGAAAUUGGGUUCCGAGCGGUCUUGAGGGCGGGUUUAUGUGAUGCGUUAUCGUGCGAAAGAUGCACAAGGAUUAAAUCAUACAGGUAUGGGACGCACUAGCAUUCCGAUGGUUCAGUUACGCCUUAGGUACGGGAGCGAGGCUUCGUAAAAUGUAGUAUGCGUUCGUGUGUGUGUGGGGAGGGGGCAGGGGAGCGAGUUUUUGCAAAGCCCGCACGUUUUCGCGCCAAGUGAUAUCUGGUGAUCUGUUGCCGGAUGAGGGCUGGGGUCGGUACCGGCGCCGGAGCGAGACUGCAGAGAUGGACAGUUCCACCCAUGUGCAAGCACACUGCAGAGAUCUGAUAUGUAACCUAUAGAUUUACACAUUUUAUAUAAAGCAAAGUAUAUGGCAUAAAGGCUAAGCCAAUACUGUACUGUGACCCAUUCGUUCGGUCCCGCUGUUUUGGUUGGUGGCAGGGGUUCAAAGACCUUGUGGCGGGCAAAACGUGGAAGGCAUACAUCACAGCUGGGCGUGUUUCAGCUGUCAGCUAUUGAGCCCGCUGGAGGGCUGGUUUGCGCCGAUGGUCCGGGCGGCGUCGGGAAUGCUCACCAGCGGA